This is a messenger RNA of Drosophila grimshawi, 1471 nucleotides long. RefSeq names its product arrestin domain-containing protein 3. The record is from RefSeq and is a predicted model, not a curated record. The transcript has 4 exons. Gene Ontology annotation, biological process: protein transport. Lineage: Eukaryota; Metazoa; Arthropoda; Insecta; Diptera; Drosophilidae. The coding region runs from base 113 to 1339 and encodes 408 amino acids. Gene Ontology annotation, cellular component: cytoplasm.
GGCAUUCCAUUAAAAAUUAAUUUCGAAUUUUGUGUACAUAUAUACUUUAAAGUUGGCAGUACUUAUACAAUUGCGUGGGCUUCAGCAGUGACAGAUUGUAUCUACUUUUACCAUGCCCUCUACUUGUGUUUUCGAAUUCGAUCGGCCCAAUCCGAUUUACUACAGCGGCGAAACAAUUAAUGGACGCGUUGUUUUAAAUACCACAAGCAACAAGUCUGUCAAUGAGGUGUACAUUCUGUUCGCCGGAGAGGGAAAAGUGCGAUGGGAGGAGCAACGCUCUCGCACCGUUAACGGUAAAACCCAGCGUUAUACAGAGUAUUUUCGGGGCACCGAAACGUAUUUGACCACUCGAACAAAUGUCUUCGGCGAGGGCGAAUUUCCGCUGGGAACGCACACUUACGUAUUCCAAAUACCCCUGCCACUGGACUGCCCGACGUCGUGUGUGGAGAAGUACGGCAAGAUCGCCUACGAGGUCUCACUCGUGGUGGAUCGUUCCUGGCGCUUCAAUAAUGAAUUCAAGCAGCCAAUAACUGUCUUGCAAUCCUAUAAUCUGAACAUGUAUCCGGAGAUGCUGAUACCCAUAAAAAAUGAGGAGAUCAAGUACUUUUGCUGCUGGCCCUGUUCCUCGGGUCCGGUCAUCUCAACGCUAACAAUACCCUUUGGUGGAUAUGCGCCAGGUCAGAGGAUACACUAUACCCUGCAUGUGGAUAAUCAGUCGCAUGGCUACGAUUUGCACGGAGUCGAAAUAUCCCUAAUACAAAUCUAUGAAUUCAAGGCCACAACGCCAAGAUACAAAACGCGCAAGCAUUCAAAUAUUCUCUUCGAAAAAUCGGAAUCCGAACAUGUGAGACGCCUAUCGAAGCGGCUAAUCACUGCCAGCCUCGACAUACCGCCCGUGCCGCCCUCAUCUCGAAAUAAUCGCAUUAUAAACGUGUCCUACCACAUUAAAAUGGCAAUUAAGACUGGGGAUUGCCAUUCGGACUCGGAGAUUGAAAUGCCUAUUGUAAUUGGCACUAUACCGUUAGCGCAAAGCGCGGAGAAUCCAACACAUGUGGCGGAGUGGAUACCCCAGACGCCGGAUACGCCAUCAGGCGCAGCGGCAGAUCUACCACCUACCUAUGAUAAUUGCAAACCACCUUCCUUUGAGGAAGCCAAGCAUAUUGGUGAUAAGUUUAUCGAUACGGACGUAAAUGAGCAUAAUCGCACCGAUGAUUUCAUACCACGUUAUCCCAUGUACACAAAUUUUGCAGUACCGACGGCACCACCAACGGAGGAUAUGCCGGGCGUGCCGCUUUUAUCACUGCCCCAUAAUCCUAGUGCACCCAGAUAUGUAGAAUAGGUGCUGAGCUUAGUUGUGAUCUACAAUGAAUGAAUCUGUUUGCAAUUAAUUUAAUAUUCAUUUUGUAUUUCAUUAUAUUAUUAUUACUAAUAUAACAUUUCUGUUAUAGAAUCUCGAAAUUAUACAAUCGAA